Molecule: messenger RNA, 816 nt
Organism: Candidozyma auris
Lineage: Eukaryota; Fungi; Ascomycota; Pichiomycetes; Serinales; Metschnikowiaceae
Gene: FRP3
Product: putative ammonium permease
Exons: 1
Coding region: 1-816 (271 amino acids)
Cellular component (GO): plasma membrane
Molecular function (GO): acetate transmembrane transporter activity
Source: RefSeq, a predicted model, not a curated record
AUGUCUGACUUGGAAGCCCAACAACCCCAAGACCACACGCUCGCAGUGGAGCAGAACGACAAUGCCUCUGCGACCCAUCACAACGACAACCCUAAUAUCACUAGGGUGGUACAUGAUGAUGACUAUAUUCACUUUGGCAACGAAAAAUACCAUAAGGCUGACUUGGCUUCAGCCUUUGGUGGUACGCUCAACCCUGGUUUGAGUCCCCCUCCAAAACACGACUUGGCUAACCCUGCUCCUUUGGGGUUGUGCGGUUUCGCCUUGACUACUUUUGUCUUGUCUCUCAUCAACUGCGAGGCCCACGGUGUUUCCAUUCCAAACAUUGUGGUGGGCUUGGCUUUCUUUUAUGGCGGUGCUGCUCAAUUCCUUGCUGGAAUGUUUGAGAUUGCCGUUGGUAACACUUUUGGUGGUGUGGCUUUGUCUUCGUACGCUGGCUUCUGGUGCUCAUGGGCUGCCAUCCAGGUAGAUUCCUUUGGCAUCAAGAGUGCUUUUGCAGAGGAUGAAACUUCCAUGCGUUACGCUCUAGGGAUAUUUAUGGUUGGUUGGUUUAUCUUCACCUUCUUCUUGUGCGUACUCACAUUGAAGUCCACCUUGGCAUUCUUCUUGUUGUUUUUCUUCUUGAGUCUUACAUUUUUGUUAUUGGCUAUUGCUGAGUUCAACGGCAAGGUCGGGACAAAGAAGGCUGGCGGUGUUUUUGGUGUGAUUACUGCGUUGGUGGCAUGGUACAAUGCCUACGCUGGUAUCGCUAAUGAGCAAAACUCGUACAUAAUCGUCAAGGCGCUUCCAUUACCUGACUUGCUGGCCAAGCGGGAUUAA